Molecule: messenger RNA, 651 nt
Organism: Olea europaea var. sylvestris
Lineage: Eukaryota; Viridiplantae; Streptophyta; Magnoliopsida; Lamiales; Oleaceae
Exons: 3
Coding region: 1-651 (216 amino acids)
Source: RefSeq, a predicted model, not a curated record
AUGAUACAAGUCCAAAGUGGAUACCGAAUCCUCCAAGGUGAAAAACCCGAGGAAGACUUCAGCAGCACUACGACUAGGUAUUGGUUGUUGUUGGCUCCGAAGUUGGAUGUUCUCCUAAGCACUACAUAUGCAGAAACAGCUCGUAAACUUUGGUUGGAGCUUGAAAAAGGCUUUGCACAACAGAAUGCACCAAGAAUAUGUGAAAUUCAGCAAGAAUUUCUUGGUGAGUUAAUAAAUUAUGAGGCAAUACCUAGCUGUUCUUGUGGAGGCUUAAAAACUGUGUUGCAAAACCAGCAGAGAGAUUGGAUUAUGAAGUUUCUAAUGGGUUUAAAUGAUUCAUACAAGGAACUUAAGGCACAGAUUCUAUUGAUCAAGUCUUUCCCUAGUUUGAAUGAAGGAUACUCUAUUAUACAACAAGAAGAGAAAAGAAGGCUGCUAUUUUCUGACGGAAUUAUCAAUGAAUCUAUGGCACUCUUGAUAAGGGAUAACUUUAGGAAUGGAGGAAAGAACAUGUCUGCUCAAAGAAAGGAUAAGUACUACUGCACUUGCUGCAAGAUGGUGGGACAUUCUCUAGAGAAGUGUUUCAAGGCUAAUCCAAAAAAGCCAACAUGCUCUUACUGCCAAAUGCUUGGCCACGCAAUAGACAAGUGA